AUGGACAAAGAUACAUUUUUAGAAGAAGAUUCAAUAAAUAAUGCGGAUUAUAGUAGAUCUAAUUUGGACAACUCAAAUCAAGAUAUUCCAAAAAAACAUGUGAAGAAGCAGUUUAUUUUGAGAAAGAGGAUUGAAGAGGAUAUUAAAAAUUCUAAAUAAUAUUAAGUUUAGAACAAUUCUAAAUUGGUUUAACCACAGCCAUAAAAUUUAAAGAAAUCCUUCUAAAAUGCCGCAAGAAUGAUUUCGUAGGCUUCAAGAGCAAGCCAAUUACUAAAUAAUUCCUUAGGUGUAAAUAAUACUGCUGCAGCAGCUGGUUUAUUGAAUGAAAGCAAAACACGCGAGACUUUAUACAGUCAGAAGUCUCUAGGAACUGAAAAUAUGCUCCACAUGAGAGAGGAAAAGAAAAGAGUAACUUAAAUUGAAGAGCAAUACAAACCAUAAUACAAUGGUCCUUAGGUUGAAUUAGUUGAUGGAAAGAAGAAUUUAUCAUUUAUUAUAAAUACUGGUUUGGUAGCAUUUGAUCAUGUCAUAGUUAGAAAUAAUGGUAGCGCUUCUAUUUAUUAUGAAUGGAAGAGAAUUGAAAGCGAUAAAUUUAACAAUUCCACUUUAUCAGAUCCAGAACAAAAAUUCUUUUGUCAUCAUGAAUAGAAUGUCAUAAAGCCAGGGUAAUCGAAGAGAUUUGUGUUUGCUUUUAUGUCGAAAGUUACGGGUAUAUUUUAUGAAGAAUGGGAACUUUAAUGCGAACCUCCAACAAUGCAUCCAAUUUAGAGAUUGAAGCUCACUGGUAAUGCUAUUGAUGUUGAUAAUCUCAAGGAUUGGAGAAGCGAUUUUGAAAAAGAAAGCUUGAAUCAUUACGUUUAUAAAGGAAUGAAUGAAAUAGUUGGCGAUAUUAUUGCAGAGGUGAGAACUCCCACUCCUCCUCUACCUGAUUUGGAAGACCCUGAAGUUUGUAAAAGAGAAUUUGAAGAAAAGAAUGAAGAUUUACAUGUUUGGUACAAUCCACUUGUUAUGAAGUGGUGGAGAUUGCUGGAAUAAGAUUUGUAUUAGGAAUUAAAUAUGAAUCCAGAGCAUUAAUAUUGGGAUUUAAAUUUGAAUUACAUCAAAUCGAUGGUAGAGAGUGUUGAAGAUGAAGAUAAUAAAGCCUUCUUUGAGUCUCGUUAUAAGACUUACUUUGAAUUGUCUAAAGUAAAACCUGUGGAGAGAUCUUAAAUCUUCUAACAAACAAAAGAUUUUAUUUGGAAAUUAGCUUGCAAUGUUCCUGCUAUUUCAGAUAAGGUCAAAGAGGAGAUGGGAAUGUGGGAAUAUGUUUUCAGACCUCCCCUUCAAGAGCGUGAUUUUACAGAACAAGAGUUAAAAUAAUUUGAAGAUGAAAAGGCAAAAAUCAAAGCAGACUGGAUGAAGAAAGCAAAAAAGAAAAAAUGGACAGAUGAUGAUGAAAAGAAAAUGAUUGAAGACUACAGAAACUAGCUUUCUACUCGUAUUUCUAACGAAGUCUAUUCAUUUUUUGAAGGAUUUGAAGAAAAGGAUGCACUUUAUAGAGCUCUCAAUACAAUAUAAACUAGAAAGGAGACUCCUUCUCUGGAGUACUUCGAGCACCUAAUCAGAAAAAAGCCAAUAAAAGACCUAGACAUAGACGGCAAGCGUAUUCUCCUAAGAGUCCAUUUGAAGUUAUCACCCUCAGCUGACGCUUUAGAAAAGAAGGCCCAACACGAGCAAAGAAUCAUCUAAGAAAAAGAAGAAGAAUAAAAACGUAUUGAAGAGGAAAAAGCUCUUUAGGAAAAAUUAGCGAAAGAGAAGAAGAAACCAACUAAAAGACCUCCUCCUCCUCCUGCUAAAGGAAAAGGUGCUAAGCAACAGGUUGAGGAAGAAAAACCUAAGGAGAAAAUUUUGGAUAUUAGCUUUUUGGAUGAAGAUAAUUUAUUGGAGAUUAUGGAUAGUUUGAAGUAUAUUUUAGAAAGAUAAGCAAAACUUGUUAUUCUUUUGGUUAGUUAUGAUAUUCCUCUUGGAGAAUAUAAGCUAACUUCUUCAAUUAAAUUCUUCAUUGAGUAUUUGAAAAAGUAGGUCGAGAAUCAAAUUUAAUUUGUAGAUACUUUUUACAUUGAAAAUUUUGAAGAAAAAAUAGAAACUGAAUCCUUCCCAGAUAAUUCAAUUUUAGUCUUGGAGAACUGCUUUUUCGUUCCUGAAGAAGUUGGAUUCAAGCAAAUAAAGCAGGUUACUGCUGAAGGAAAAGAAGAAACUUCACUUGUUAAAUACACUCUAGAAGAUAAACACAAUUAUAUUAGCACUCUCUGCUCUUAUUGCCCUUCUUAUGUCAUUGAAGAUAAAGAAAAUUUCUUCUCAAGAUUAACUUCAAUGGUUAAUUUCAGCUUUGAAAAUCAAGUUAGUGGAGUUCACAUUUCUGAAGACAUUUAACUUGCAUCUCAUUUAAUUACAUUCAAUAAAUCACCAUUCCAUGUAUUUAUUGGUGGUUCUCUUACUCCUUCUAAACUUAUUGCUAUUGACACUUUGUCUAACUUCGCUUAAUAAAUUCAUUUGUACAGCGAAAUUGGUAUCAAAUUCUUAAUUGUGUAAUAAGAAAUUUGGUAAGAAGAAAGAGCUAGUUUGCUCUAGUAAGAAAAGCAACUACAAUCAGUAUCCAGCAAAGACAAAGAAAACACAAAUCUUUCAUAAAUUUAGCAAGCUCUUUUAGCUAGCUCAUCUCAUAUUAUUUUGAAUAUGCCUUUUACCAAUUUCAGUGUUUCUCCAAUCGAAAAGCUUGCUAUUCAAGGUGUUAUAGCUUCAGUCAAAAAUAGAGGCAAGACUUAAUUAGUUUUGCCAUAGGAUUUUAUAGUUGUCCCUGAUUCUAGCUUUGAAGGAGUGGAAAAGUUCACUCCAUCUUGGUUUGAAUAGUCUUUACUACAAUCUUAGAAUUAUCCUCCUAGAAUUGUAAAGCAACCAGUAGACUCAAAAGCAAAUUCUGAAGCAGUUGAUCAAUCACAUUUGAAUAACUCUUUACUUGCAGACUAAUCUCCCAUUUAGAAAAAUAAUAUCACCUAAGAGGAUGAUGCAGUAGAAGAUGUAGAUAGAGUAGAUGAAGGAGAAGAUGAAGAUGAGUAUGAAGAAUACGAAGAUGAAGAAGGUACUAAGAGAAAAAAGAAAUCUAAGAACUACAACGAUGUCAUUGAAGAUGUUGAAGAUGAAAGUGAACACUAUGAAUACGAUUAUGCAGCUCAAUUCCCUGCCAACCAUAUAAUCAUUGAUUUUGGAGAGAAGACUCUAUCUGCUUUGAGAAAAGGUGUCAGAAAAUCAAGAAAAUUAGCUUGGUUUGAGCAAUUAAGUAUUUUCACAUCUGUAUCUACUAACGAAACAAACAAAAUAGCUGCUAAAACUCUCCAUAAAAUGCAAGAAGACAAAAGAGCAAGACUAGAGUCUUAGCGUAAAGAAAAUAAUGAUUACAAUUAUGUUAACGAUGUCUUAGCCUUCGUCUUUGGUAAAUCAGUAGAAAAGCAUGUCAACAUGUUUGAAUUAGUAGAUCCUAAAUAAAAAGUAAGUGAUAUUGGCUAGGAUGAUGGUUUCAGUAUUAACAGCGAAAAUGUGGGAUCAAAUCAAGGUUAAAAUAAAAAUGAAUAAUAAGAAGAAGAUAAAGAUAAACUAGCUAAUCCCGAUGAAGAUGAUAAAUCUGUUCACAGCGGAACAACUGCUGUAACUAAACCAAACACUGUAAGAAUCAUCUCUGACUUCUAUUCAAAGGAUUCAGAAUUCUUACUUAAAAUCUUGCACGGUACACAUAUUGAAGCUCUAUCAACCAUCGAAUCAUAUGCGUAAAAAUCUGAAUCAAAUCUCAGCGAUGAUCUUUCCUUCCUUGAUAGAUUAUGA
This is a messenger RNA of Tetrahymena thermophila SB210, 3855 nucleotides long. RefSeq names its product phosphoglycerate kinase. NCBI's taxonomy places the organism in Eukaryota, Ciliophora, Oligohymenophorea, Hymenostomatida, Tetrahymenidae. Gene Ontology annotation, biological process: gluconeogenesis; glycolytic process. The transcript is spliced from 4 exons. The record is from RefSeq and is a predicted model, not a curated record. Gene Ontology annotation, cellular component: cytosol. Gene Ontology annotation, molecular function: ATP binding; phosphoglycerate kinase activity; ADP binding.